GUCAGUCUACGAGAAGGAAGAAAUCUCAUUGAAAAGUGAGUUAUUAUCACACUUUUACACAUCAUGUUUAUAAAUAUAUAAUAUCAUGUAAUGAUGCUUAAUUUGUUUUAUUUGCCACAUCAAAUUUGAUAUAUUUAAAGCAUAAAUAGGCUAACUUUGUAUAUGAAUAAUAACAAAAUCAUGAAUGUGACCUACCCUAUUCUUUUAGUAAAGUUUUAGCUAUAAUCGAAAAUGUCACGAGUCGAUUUAAUUUUGCAUGUGAUGACUGUGUUUCUUGCAGCGCGUAUGCGUCAAAGACAUAUAUUAUAAUUGCAUUUAAUAUUAUUGAGGAUAAUAUACUGAAAAAAUCACGGCUAUUUUAUAUAUUCAGAGAUAUGAAUAUGUUUACUGAUUAUAUAUGAAUGCAGUAAAGACAUGCUUUAAUAAAAUUUAUGAUAGAAAUUUUAUUCAUUCCUGAAAAGGUUUGCAGGAAAGUACGAACACGCACGCCAGUUGUGCAUAAAUUUUUUCUGUGUGCGCUGCGAGCUAACAAUAAAAUCUCUAUAGCGGGGUUUAUAGCGCCUUUCGUCUUCUCAGAAUGACCUUCGUUCAGAAGGGCCUUGAAACUAAACCAUUCAGAGCGCUCUUGCUUAGCUGAUUUUUUAUGCCACCAUAGUGCUUGAAGCGUCUCAGCUAUAGCUCCCUUUACAAAAGAACAAAAAUAAAUUGGUCGUUAAAAUAAAAACACGCCCAACCCUCCUUUGGUGCAGGUAAAAGGCAAGGAAUGCGGGAGAUUUCUUCGUAUUGUUAAUGUGUCCAAAAUGCGGGAGUCUCCUGCCAAAUGGUGGGACUUGGUAUAGGUCUGUAAGAAAAUCGUUCUCUUUAAUUAAUAAGUGAACUAAUUUUAAAAACUAAAAUUAAACAUACUGGAUAGUUUACAUUUUACCUCGCAAGAAACCAGGGCAAGGAGCCUGGCAUGCAUGAACGUUGUGAAACAGACUAAAAUACGAUAAAAAUAUGUUGCUUUUCAAUUUAUUCCGCAUGAAUUUUUUUUAUAUUUAAUACUAAUUGUAAUCCAUGGGACAUUGUUUGUUUGAAAGGGGAGCAUGUUUUUAUAGAACUUGUGCUUGUUGGAAUAGUUGUUUCCAGAGAUUCCUCAAGUAAACACGCCCCCAGGAUUGAAUAUUUGGACGAAUUAAUCAUUAAAAUUCUUCACAUAUUUCAUAUCCCCGAUUUCAAUAAUAUUUUCUUCAUCUUUCCGUAUCGGGUGAUAUAACUCAGUUUCUGGGUGCACAAUAGCUACCAAACAUAAGAAUAACAAUAUUUGCAGAAAUCGAACACUCGCAGAGUGAUGGGAAAUGCCCAAGGCCAUGCACUGACAUGUUCAACAUUUGUUUGCUCUUGAAAUGUUGUUGCGGUUUCUUUUACACACUGCCCCUUUGGCCGUCCAGUCCGCUAUGGCUAUCAUGUAGCCAUGCAUGUAUAUAUAUAUAUAUAUAUAUAUAUAUAUAUAUAUAUAUAUAUAUAUAUAUAUAUAUAUAUAUAUAUAUAUAUAUAUAUAUAUAUAUAUAUAUAUAUAUAUAUAUAUAUAUAUAUAUAUAUAUAUAUAUAUAUAUAUAUAUAUAUAUAUAUAUAUAUAUAUAUAUAUAUAUAUGAUAAUACUGAGCUUGUCUGUAAUAUGACAUCCCCCCGAUACGGAAAGAUGAUGAUACUGAGCUUGUCUGUAAUAUGACAUCCCCCCGAACGAGUAAUCUGGAAAAGCGUGGGUUUUCUGGGGAAUUUCUUCGGUGUUUUCUCUAUAUAUAUUAGGUUCUCUGGUUUCAUCCCACGAGAAACUGUUGACGUGUUACACGGGUUGGGUAAAAUUGUUGAGAAUUGGGAUAAAUAUUAUAACGUUUGAAUGUCUUUUAUGUAAAACAGUUUAAAAUAUUUGGCAAUAUUAAUUAAAGCUUUUGAAUUUCAAAGCAGGUCACCAAAUAUUUCGCCCAUUUUUGGUCAAUUGUCAAUUAUAGGCUACUGCACGUUUAUGAAAUAUAUGAUGUAGAAAAUUAUUCACCUUUUGAAAAUAUACUAUCAAUGACAAAGAUUGAAAAUUAAUUCUGGCAGUUAAUAUAAACAGGAAAGCAAAUAACAGGAACUCCUACGCUCUACAAGACAAAUAACCUGAAGAGCGAUUCAAAUAACCUGAAGGAGUGAAGAGCGACUUCCCGACAGGAAGCUCUCUUGAUAUGAACUGAAAUUACAAGCAUUCAAAAUGCAAGAAUUUUAGCAUUGAAAAUAGGAGAAUUAUGAGAAGCUUCUCUAAAAGCAAUAUCUUGAAACAUGCACAAUAAAUAUCUAUGCUUCACCAAAAGCAUGAGUAUCUUCACGCGCAAUAAAUAUCUUUGGACUUAGUUUAAAUGAAAUGUUAAUUGCUUGCCGCGCCGAAGGCAUAUUUCCACGUUGCUUCACCCAGAGUGAGUUGGUUCUUUUUAAUGUCAAAAUGAAAACUUGGCUCAUGCACGAAAGGCAUAUUUUACACUUCGCUUGACCAAAUGAAUUGUUACCUCACCAAAGGACUGAUCUUGCACUUCUCUUCAUCCACGCGCGAAUUUUUUGUUUUAAUAAUGACCAAAUGGGAUCUAGCUAAAUGGGAUCUUGCCUCGCCAAAACUAAGGCAUUUCAUUCCGUAUCGGGUGAUAUGAAACCAAACAAAAGAAUAACAAUAUUGCAGGAAUCGAACACUCACAGAGUAAAGGGCAAAUACCCAUGACCAUGGCUUGACAUUUUGGCUCAGAGAUUUUGUCGUCGUUUUUUUCAUACACCUGCAUUUGCCUUCGACCGCCAUCCGCUAUACCUAAACGAACCCCAGAAAAUUGUUUCUGUCAGUCAUUGACAUGCAGAACGGGUAAUCCGGAAAAGCGUAGGUUUUCUGGGAAAUUUCUUCGGUGUUCUCAAUACAGAUUCUCUAUAAGAAAUACAGUAUUUCAUUUAACAGUUUCUAAUUUUUUUUUCUUUGAGUUUUGUCCCAUGAGUACAAGACCUUGUGUUCUUACCCAACCAUUAUUCAUUAAUUCAAAGCAAUUAGAGCUGUCAUACUGUAUUACUACAAUACGUUAUAGCUAAUUUGAAUUUGAAAGGGUUCAGUUUUUCAGUUUUGAACACACUGUGUAAAGAGCACUAAAAAUCUACUUGUCUCUACCGAUGCAGUAUUUACAAAAUUAUUCAUUGACAUUGAUUGAAAAUAAUUGAAUUGGUUAGGUAAUUCUUGAUAGAUUUUGUUUAUGGAAUUUAGUACUAUACCAUCACAUCAGCUAAGGCUAAGCUAUAAAUUUACUAUCGUGUUUAUAGAAGAAACACGUUUAGUUUAAUUGUUAUUAUUAACGGUAGUCAUGCAGUAACACAUUUGCCAAAUUUGAACUUGGUUGCCUUCGCCUCAGCGUUUUGUUAUUUCAGUAUGGCUAUGUUGUAAACACUGAACACAUUAUCAUUGUAUUGACAAACAUGAUGGAAUUGAUCGAAUUUCAAAAUAUAAAAGAUGGUCUUAGUAUGUACAACGUAUCAUACCCAUAUGGCCAUAUCAAAGCCCACUUGAGAAACAUUUCGUUUUAUAAGUUGAGCAUUAUUCAAUAUAUUAAUUAGCCUAAAAUGUCUACGUAAUUUUGUCUCCUUAUAAUAUUGUAAUAAUAAAUAAAUAAAUCACAUUUUUCAACGCUCUUUUCAACUUGCAAUCGUUUUGUUUUUAGACAAAAAAUUUAUAUGGGGGGGCGAAUUUCCUAAAGGGGGCGAUAUUCCUAGGGUAUUGCCCCCUGGGGGCGAUAUUCCUAGGAUAUCGCCCCCCUUUUGAGAGGGGGGCGAAUCUCCCGGGGGAGGGGGGGGGCGAAAUUCCUGUGACACCGGCUCACCCAUAGAGAUUAUAAAUAACACUAGAGGAGGCAUCGAGUUUAAAAAUUGGGAACGCAGCUAAUGGGGGGCAAAUUCAAGUCCCGGAUAUAAAAUCGUGCUCUCAUUGGCUGAUUUGAAACCCGUCACCAAUGGGAACACGAAUACACAUCCGGGACUUGAAUUUGCCCCCCAAUAGUCGCGUUCCCUUUUUUUUACUGAAUUAAGAUUACAAUGCCUCCUCUAGUGUUAUUUAUAAUCUCUAUGGGCUCACCCCCGCGCACGUGUACUGAAUUGAAUAAUUAUAAAUUAUGCAAGAAGACUGAAUUGAAAUAAAUUAUGCAGAAGACGCCUGGGUGUCGCUCAUCCCGCGUUGAAUGAUGACCUUUGCGCCCUAUUUUUCAACCUGCAAGCGCCUGACUUGCAGGCUACACGAAAUAAAAUUGUGGGACUGUGGAAGAGGUCACCUCAUUCGCACUUAAUUAAUUUCGCGCGACUUUAAUUUCGCGAUUGUAAAAAAAACCACGAAAUUUACACACGCAAAAUAAAAUACCCUACUCCCUAGUCAAAAAUUCGAAUAAUAAUAUGCUUGAUAAAUCCGAUCAACAACAUAUACAGUUCAUAUAUCGACAUAAAUAACAAAUUAUUUAACAAUAGUCUCAGUAUUAAGCUGGACUUCAAUGAUUUGGUUUCUUGCACUUCACUUCACUUGGUGUGGUGGAAUUAAUAUUAGAAUGUUAGAGUAUACAUUUUAAGACCUGAUCAGGAACGACUGCGAAAAAUGCAGCACAAGGUCCUCUGGUAGGAAUUGAACCUACGGUCCCGCGAUUCCGGUGCGGCGCUCUAACCAACUGAGCUACAGAGGCCAGCUGUUGAGCUGUAACUGUAAGUUCAUGUAUAGGUAAUCGGGUGUGCGGGUUAUGAUAAGGUGGACGGGUUGUGAUAAGGUGGACUUCAAUGAUUUGGUUUCUUGCACUUCACUUGGUGGAAUUAAUAUUAGAAUGUUAGGGUUUGUAAUCCAAGUGAGUAUAUAUACAUUUUAAGACCUGACCAGGAACGACUGCGAAAAAUGCAGCACAAGGUCCUCUGGUAGGAUUUGAACCUACGGCCCUGCGAUUCGAAUUGAACCUACGGCCCUGCGAUAAUCGCAGGGCCGUAGGUUCAAUUCCUACCAGAGGACCUUGUGCUGCCUUUUUCGCAGUCGUUCCUGGUCAGGUCUUAAAAUGUAUAUAUUCUCACUUGGAUUACAAACCCUAAUAAUCAAUAUUAAGCUACAGUUUGCAUUUGUCUUGUUACCGGCAAUGAAGAUGAGUGAAAAUGAUGAAUAAGAACAUUGCGGUCUAGUAUACACACAGUAUAUACCUCAUGUUGACUUGUUUUGAAGUUUGUAGUUCAGAUUUUUAUACAAAAUAAAUUUAUGCGCCUUUUCUAUUUUCGUGUCCAUCAAAAUCGCGAAAAUAAAGUUGCCUCAAAAAAAUCGCGAAAUUAAGUACGCGCGAAGUUAAGUACGAAUAAGGUUUAUAUGACUGAGCUAGUAUAUCACCUCUUCUUCAUUCUGUAUAAAUGCAAGAUACACUAAAUAUUAAGGACUGUAAUCUGUAUUAACGUAGUUUUUCUCAAAAAAUUAAGGACUUUCGAGUACUCAAUAGUCAAUUCUACAAAAUAAAAAUAUAAAUAAACCUGUGUACCAAAUACAAAUUUGUGUUUAUAUUUAUAAAUAGUCCCUAUACUAUUGUUCUAUCACUUCUAUGCAAUAUUGAUUGCUAUAAAUUCUCGAUAUAUUAAAUAUGCUCAUAUUUUAUAUCCCUGGGAACGAAGCUGAUUUUAUAUAGGUGCAGAUAAAAAUUAAGAAAAAAGGACGCUAACCAAGUUACUUUUUUUACUUGACCUAAACUACAUGGCAAAAAAUACUUUAUUAAAAAUUUACCUUACUAUAAUAGUAAAUUUUAAAUUUUAAAAUUAACUACAUACUGGCAUUAUAUUAUCUACAAAAUCACACAACCGUCGAGUCUAACGUAAAUUAAACAUUUCUUGCCAGAUAUGUGGCUUCUAUUUGUCCUCAUCGUUCCGUGCUUGGCACAAACGGACCCAUCACCACAAGAGUGUUUCGAAGAUGCAAAGUACAUAACUUGCAGACCUGUACAUGGACGGCCAACUGCUUGUGACUGCACAAACAUAGUCCCUUGUUAUAUCAAGAUGAUUAUUACCAAGAACCAGAUUGAAUACCGCAAUAAAACACAGUACAACUAUCUUGUAAACGGUACAUUCCAAGGUCCAACAAUUAUAGCAGAAGAACGAGGAAUUUUAGUGGUUGACGUUUUUAAUAAAAUGGACGAAGAUACUUCUAUACAUUUUCAUGGAAUGCACCAACGCAAUGUUCCCUGGAUUGAUGGUGUGGGAAAUAUCACACAAUACCCCAUACCGGCCAAUGGGAAGUUCAGGUAAAUAGACCAGUAGUAGGAAAGAAACAAUUUUGGUUCACAAUUAGAACAUGAUACUAAAAGGGGCUGUUUAUAUGGUCCCGCGCUUACCCGGCCACCCGGGAUUCAAUGACGUGCGACGUAUUUUGAGCAAUUGAAAUAUGUGUUUCAGCCCUAAACAAAAGUUAGAUAACUUUAAAUAUUGUUUAAACGAAAUUAGGAAAGCGCUAGAAGUUAUGUAUUCAACACUAUUUGUUUUUUGUGUAAAACAUGGAAUUUCAUACAAUUUGUAACAAGCAAUUUUGUUAGAUCAUGAAGUGCGAUCUUCAAUUGCUCAAAAUACGUCACACUUCAUCGAAUCCCCGGGUAAGCGGGACCAUAUAAAUAGCCCCUAACUAACUUGCGUCAAAAAGGAACCCUUGGGGGGUCCGGGAGAAUUCUCCCAGGUAAAAUGUUGAAUAUCUAGGGUCUUUGGAACGGCAUUUCACGCAUUCUGAGGCGAAUUCUGAAGAAAAUCAUAACCAUGAAAAAAAAAAUUAAGUAGCAUAAUUUUGCAGAUCAACUAGAACAAAGUAAGGAAAACGUCUAUAUGUAUUAUAACAUAUUCAAUUCGCUGUUUAGCUUCAUGAUCCUCCUUGUUCAAGGGCUCGAAAGCUUAUGACCCUUCCCUGUUUUCUAACUUCCCUUCCCCUUGCUAAUUUCUGCCAAGUCUCUGCGGUAAAGUAAAGAUCUAGAUUUCUUUCUGUAGCACGUUUUUAUACACUUCACUGUGUGUCUGUGUGUUCAAAAAAAGUUUUCUCUGUGAGCAAUCUUAUGAUUGUUACUCAAGACCCAUUUUAUGAUUGUUGAUUAAUUAUGGUAACAGUGCUUGCUAUGAAGUUAAAAGAACAGAUGUUCCUGACAGGUGCAGCCAAACAUAUUUACAAUUACAAUUAUUAAUUACAGAUAUAUCUUCCGAGCAUUUCCUCAAGGCACACAUUGGUACCAUUCUCAUAUGAGAUAUCAAAGAGACAAAGGGUUAUUUGGUGCGUUAAUAAUACGCGAAUCACAGAGCGACAUUCAUGCCAGGUUGGGACCAUUUGAAGAUGAACCUGAAAAGAAAACCUUGGCUUUACUAGAACGUUUAGUGAAUGUUGAUCCGAGUGGCCAAAAUCCUGACCCAUUUUGUUUACCAGACGGAUCUGACCUACCCAUACAAUAUGACAGACUGUCAUUCUUCCUAAAUGGUAAAGAAAUUGCUAAAAACGUUCUAGGAGGUCGAGGCAAUGAGAGUCAUUCAGAAUUUUUCGUUGUUCCUGGGAAGAACUAUCGUUUUUGA
This is a messenger RNA of Paramuricea clavata, 7578 nucleotides long. The record is from the annotation of a GenBank genome assembly. NCBI's taxonomy places the organism in Eukaryota, Metazoa, Cnidaria, Anthozoa, Malacalcyonacea, Plexauridae.